UAUGCUGUUGCCUACGUGUAGCUGCACAGUCAGCUAAAUUUAGGGUGUGUGACGUACAUGUACAUGAACCUGCUGCGUCACUCUAGGAGGAAGUAAACGCUUCAUUUCCAGAGCCAUUUUGGGAGGGACAAGCUCUGGUGUUACAUGCUGCAAAAAAUUGUUCGAAAUUCAGCAAGAAACCUGACUUCAUUUUGUGUUCUUUCAAUUUGGACAGUACUUCAGACAUAUUUACUAAGGACAGUUGAGAUAAAAUGGCUUCUUCAAACCCGCCAAAGGUUUCAGCUAUUGAGAAAAUUGUCCAGAAUCAUCUGGAGUGUGGUAUUUGUUUUGACCCAUACAAGGACCCUAAAAUACUUGACUGUCUACACAGCUUCUGUAAAAUCUGUUUGCAGAAAUACCAGUCUACCAACUACAAAGAUGCUACGAUGCUUAUUUGUCCUCUGUGUCGAAAAAAGACACUACUUCAUCAGAAAGAUGUUCAAGCUCUCAAGACUAACUUCAACAUAACUGGUCUUGCAGAUCAACUGAAGCUGGUCAGCUUAUCUGAAAACAACCAGUGGGUUUGUAAACUAUGUAAGGACAAAAAUGAGGCAACUCAUUUCUGUUUUGACUGCCCUGCGAUCUUUUGUGCAAACUGCUACAAAAUGCACCAGAAAAGCCACACAGUAAACACUUUGAAAGACAUAAGUGAUGGGAAGAUUGCAAGCAAAGACAGAAAACCAAAACGCCGUCCAGAAUGCCAAACUCAUGAAGGUGAAGUGAUGAGGUUCUACUGUACAACUUGUGAUGUGAUGAUUUGUAGAGAUUGCACUGUCAUAGAUCACCGUAAUCCACCACAUGAGUAUAUUGACUGCAACCAAGCCUCAUCCACAUACAAACAGUCAUUGGCUCAACUCUUUACUCCCCUUGAAGAAACCAUGAAGAAGCUUGAACAAUCUCAAGCAACUGCCUCAACAAUGAAAGACAACCUACAUAUUGCAGCUAAGAGAACCAUGGCAGACUUGAAGAACAGAGCUGAUGAGAUCAGGGCUGAGGUAACAGCUCAAGAGAGUCGCAUCAUGGAUGAAAUACAAACCACCCUUAAAGAUCGCAGCAGGAAAUUGGAGGAAUUUGAGCAAGCAGUGAGGGUAAACUUGCAGCAAAUACAGCAAUCAUUGCAGAGCGCCAAAGAUGUCAGCAAGAGUUCAUUAGCUCCUGACUUCCUUGCAGUCUAUUCUACUAUCAGUCAGGACUUGAAGGGACUCAGAGAUCAAAAUCAACCCAAGAUAGAUUCGACCCUUUCCUAUCUGAGAUUCACUCCAGGGGUUUGUGACUUCUCCCUGGGUAAUCUGAUUAUGAAGGAGCCAAGGUGGGAGCUUUGUUUGGAGUAUGAUAAAGGAAUCAGUCGGCCUUGGGAUAUUGACGCCUCUUUACCUGGGGAUGAGAUAGCAGUGGCAGACCACAUGAAUAGCAGAGUGGUAAUCUACAACACUACAGGACACCAGAAGAAAACUAUUAAUAUACCACGAGAUCCAUUGGCUGUUGCUGCAUUCAAGAAUCAGUUAGUGAUUGUAGAUAAAACCAACUCUGUCAAGAUGUACAAUAGGAAUGGCAAGAAGAUGUUUGAAUUCCACACAGUGCCUCAUAGUGAAGUGGACAUGACAUCAGUAGACCUCCGCAGUGUAGCAGUCAUAAAGGAUACAAUCAUGGUCGGGGAUGUUGGGAGGUCAGUUAUAACUAAACACAGAUCCAGUGCUGGUUCACUGAUAGACACUGUUACAGUUCAGACUAAACCUUGGUACUUGGCCAUUGACAGCAAGGACAGAGUUGUAGUCAGUGGGAGCAGUCAACAACAAGUAGACAUUGUUGGAGUUGAUGGUGGUACACUUGUUAGCAUCAAUCCAAAGGUCAAUAGUCAACCAGUUGAAUACUGCGAAGGUGUAUGCUGUGACAGCUCAGCUAUCUAUAUUGCAGUGUGCAAUGAGGAUUACAACACUGGUCAUAUUCAUCGGUAUGACACUCAGGGUAGAUUUCUCAGCUGUAUUGCUCAGGGUCUGUACAGCCCUUUUGGAAUAUCAUUGACAUCAGAUGGUCAACAGCUUGCAGUGGCAGACUGGGAAUCAGUGAAGAUUUAUAACAAGGUGUAAUGUUAUCUGAUUAUGAUGAUACUGGUAAGAGAAAUAAAUGCUACAAGUACAACAUGUACAUUGACAUGUAAUGACCACAGAGUGUCCAUACAGCUCAAUAAAAAUCAAUCAAGAAUUCAAAAAGAUGUGUGUUAUUCAUUCUUUAAUCAAACAAACAUCUUAUCAGUUUAAAUUGGAAACUCACAUUUAGUUUAAUUGAUCAAUAAUAUCAGUUAAACAUCCACACAAUUGCUUAAUUCAAACCUUAACAUAGUGAACUCUUAGUAGUGUUGAAUUAACUUUUCUUAAAACACCAACAAAUGUUUUGACAUGUGAAUGGACAUGCAGGCUUUCACUGGGAAGAAUUUUAGUUGAUUCAGUUACAGUUUUUUUCUCCCUAAACCACCCUCAGGUUCUUCCAUGAGAAAUGUUACCAGCCUUUGCCCUCCCAUUUUUGUUAUGAUAUUGGAGAGUAAUUCAACACCUUUCAGUAUAAGCCUGCAUGUCCAUUCCAACAUUUAUGGGUUGUUUGAGGUUCUGAAAAGAUUUACAACUACUCUGAAAAAGUGUUAAUGUAACGGUAGAAGAGUGCUCCCUUUAUUGUUGUUCCUGUCCCAUUCAAGAUUGACCAUGUAUACUUUAAUGACUUGUAAUCAGAAAAUAACAUCUCUGCUAGUUGAGUAGAAUUUGUUUUCAUACUAUCAACGUUGAUUUGUAAAAGAACAACUGUUUUACCUUGUUAUCCAUUAUCUUUCUCUACUGUCUAACCAAUCUUAACUUCAGGAUUUUAUAUGAUUUUGUUUUUAUGUAUUAAAAAUGCCAACAAAAUGUUCCACACAGGGAUCAUACAAUUGUGAUGGUAGAAAUUGUCUAUUCAAGAUUGACAAAGUCUACUUCAUUGAUUUGUAAUCAGAAAUAUAAGAUGCUGUGUUAGUUGAGCAGAAUUCAUUUUAUAAACAUCAUGGUUGACUUGCAAAGGAACAAUGGUUUACUAUGUUUAUUGUUAUGUUCUUAUAAUGCUCUAUGGCCUAAUUGUAUUGUAUUCUAAUGUAAUACGUUUGUAGUAUUUGUUGUUGAAUAUAAUAGUAAGCAAACAAAUUGCAGAUCAGCCAAAAUAAUGAGGAGCAUUGAAAGGUCAACUCUGAUACCAAUUUUUAAACAAUUACCAGAAAGACUUUGCAACAGACAUCUACUGAAAACACAUUUUACAUUGUUUCGAACCUGUUGCUAGUAGGCUCUUGUGUAAUUUAUGACUAGACAGAUAUUUUUAGUUCAUUAAACUGAACUUGAUUGUUGCUCUGAUAUACAAAGUUUGAAAUCCUACUUGUAUGUAGUUGUUGACCAACUUACUGACACUACAAUCUGAGAAUGAGUAAAUACGGAGUUCCCCCAACUUGCCUGCUAAGCUGGAUGGCUUGAUACUAAGCACUCUAAAUACUCCUGGAUGACCCUGAAUGUGGGUCAGAUUGAUCCAAACAUGAGUCAGGUCUAAUUGGAUCUAGAGUCAGGACGAGUAAAUUAUAGAGUUCCUCCGACUUCCCUGGUAAGCUGGAUGGCUUUAUACUAAGCACUCUAAAUACUCCUAGAUGACCCUGAAUGUGGGUCAGAUUGAUCCAAACAUGGGUCAGGUCUAAUUGGAUCUAGAGUCAGGAUGAGUAAAUAUAGAGUUCCCCAACUUGCCUGAUAAGCUGGAUGGCUUUAUACUAGGCACUCUAGAUACUCCUGGAUGACCCUGAAUGUGGGUCAGAUUGAUCCAAACAUGGGUCAGGUCUAAUUGGAUCUAGAAUCAGGGUCAGUUCUGAGUCAGGAGUUUUUAGAGUACAUGGCAACUGUGAAGUAGGUUUUCUCUUGUAGACACAAUUAAUAGUCUGAUCAUGGUGUGGAAAAAGUAGAUCUAGAAAUAUUUGACUCUGAAUCAAUAAACACCAUUGAUCACAGAAUUGAUUGAAAUUUCUGAUGACAUAACUUCUUAAUGGUCUAUGUAGAUUGUUGUAUUCCUAUAUCUUCAUUUGACAAUUGAACUUGUUAUUAUAAAUGAUUCUUCCAAUUGACUGUGAUUACUUUGAUGUUAAGAAACAAGUGUACAUUAUGAUCAAGUCAUAUCAAUAUAAACAUUUGUUUGGUAUUAACCAAUGAAGGAAGUUCAGUCUAUUUUCUAUAAUCAAGAUUUUUCCUGUUUGACAUUUAUUGGGAGUUAAUUUUACCGGACUAAGAUUGUUUAUCUGUAGUUAGUUCUAAAACAGUAGUUUAGUAAAUGUUUCAAACUAGGUUUGAUCUGUGUUUAUAUGUUUUUAUGUACUGGACACUAUUGGUAAUUACUAAAAAUGUAGAUUGUUGUAUUCCUAUAUCUUCAUUUGACAAUUGAACAUUACCGCCGAGCGGUUAAGAGCACCGAAUUCAGACUCUGGUGUUUCUGACCAGCAGAGUGUGGUUUCGAAUUCCCAGCCGCGACACCUGUGACCUUAAGCAAGACACUUAAAGGAACAUGUUGCCUUGGAUCGUUCGAGUUGGUCUUUGAAAAGCAUUUGUAAC
This is a messenger RNA of Asterias rubens (European starfish), 4637 nucleotides long. RefSeq names its product E3 ubiquitin-protein ligase TRIM56-like. Gene Ontology annotation, cellular component: chromatin; nucleoplasm. The transcript is spliced from 3 exons. Lineage: Eukaryota; Metazoa; Echinodermata; Asteroidea; Forcipulatida; Asteriidae. Gene Ontology annotation, biological process: positive regulation of DNA-templated transcription. The record is from RefSeq and is a predicted model, not a curated record. Gene Ontology annotation, molecular function: ubiquitin-protein transferase activity; zinc ion binding. The coding region runs from base 252 to 2126 and encodes 624 amino acids.